AUGACUUUGGCGGAGUUGCCCGCCCCCCUGACCAGGGGCAAGCGAUGGGCGAAGCAUGCAGCUGAGAGGGAUCAACAGAUCCAAAACGAGAUCAUAGCCAUCAAGGUGUUGCUUCCAAAUAUGUCCGACGAAGACAUUCGCCGAUGCUUGAAAGAACAUGGCGGCCAAACGGAUUUAGCCUUGUCGAAGCUGCUGGAUGCUCAAGAGGUCGACCUCCUAGGUGGUUUGUUGGACGAGACAGAGCCUCCCAAAGAGCCAAAACAGGAAGAGGUCAGCACUGCAGCUUCGCAGGGAGCGAACCUGGACGGUCAGCAGAUCCCUUCGUCGCAAAGUGUAUAUGUAGCUGAGGAGCUGGCUGAGGUGCCGAAGCACAAGGCUGAGCCCAAGCCACUAGGGCCCCCAGAAUCGCCAGCACCGACUCCAAGCGUCCCUAGCGUCCCAAAGUGGCUGCCCAUGCUGCAGCCCUCCGACCCUGCAGAGCUUUCUUCCAAGCGGAAGGUUCAGUAUGAUCGGCAGACGGAGCGACUGAAGGCGGCUCUGGGACCAGCGCCGAAGGCUGCCAGCAUCCCUUCAUCCCAUGACCUUGACGUUCGAGGAAGGGCCCGUGAAGGUGGAGAACAUCAUUGCUGCGAAGCCAUGAGACGUUUGUUUGGCUUCAGCAAGGAAGAGCCUGCUGCUGCAGAAAAGGAAGCGCCAAGCCUUCAGGAGGCUUCAAGCCGCAUUGACGAGCAGGUGUCAAAUCUGGAGGCCAAAAUCUUGAAGACUGAUGAGGAAAUCAAGAGCCUGGUGGCGCAGGGGAGCUCUAAUCCCACUGCCAAAUCCAAGGCUUUGCAGGCCAUGAAGAAGAAGAAGAUGUACCAGCAGCAGAGAGAUCAGCUGCUCAGCACACAGUUCAACGUCGAGAAUUUAGCCUUCCAGCAAGAACAAGCGGAAAUUACUGCCAUGGCUGUGCAGGCCAUGCAGACAGGCCACACUCAGCUGAAGGAUCAGACCAAAGCAAUGGAUAUCGGAGCAGUGGACAAGCUGACGGAUGACAUGGCAGAGCUUCAGGAUGAGAUGAAAGCCAUCAAUGAAGCGCUGGCUCAAGGAUCCAUGGUGCCGGACGGCGCUACCGACGACGAGCUUGCAAAUGAAUUUGCGAAGCUUGAAGAGGAAAUGGCUGCAAUGGCGCUUGCCGGAGGCGCGCUCCCGGAAACUGCAGCUCCUGCCAAGGCGGAAGGCGCAGCCGGAGCCGAGCCCGCCCCUGCGCGGAAAGCGGAAACCGCAGUGCCGAGUGCGCCACCCUGA
Molecule: messenger RNA, 1287 nt
Organism: Symbiodinium pilosum
Lineage: Eukaryota; Dinophyceae; Suessiales; Symbiodiniaceae
Source: the annotation of a GenBank genome assembly